UAUAGAGGCCAGUACCACCCCAUGCCCCUCUGGCCGUCACAGAACUGACUUAGUCAAACCUCAGGUGACUUAUGAGCCACAGAUGUGCUGCAAAUAUGUUAUGAUUUGACAUUGUUUGAUAAUGGCACGUUCCCUCUCUUUGUCUAUCUCUUGCUAUAGGAACAGAAAAGAGGAACCAGAAUGAAGCUUCACCCCUGUCAGCAUUGUGACAAGGACUUCUCAAAAUCACAGUCUUUAAAGCGUCAUCAACGCAUUCACACUGGAGAGAAGCCGUACAGCUGUGACCAGUGUGGCUCAGUAUUUACACAGUUGGGGAAUCUAAAAGUCCAUCGGCGUAUUCACACUGGGGAGAAGCCGUACAGCUGUGACCAAUGUGGCUCAGGUUUUAGACAUUUGGGGAGUCUAAAAAUCCAUCAGCGUAUUCACACUGGAGAGAAGCCGUACAGCUGUGACCAAUGUGGGUCAGCUUUUCGAAGGUUGGAGCAUCUAAAGGUCCAUCAGCAUAUUCACACUGGAGAGAAGCCGUACAGCUGUGACCAAUGUGGCUCAAGUUUUAGACAGUUGGGGAAUCUAAAAGUCCAUCAGCGUAUUCACACUGGAGAGAAGCCGUACAGCUGUGACCAGUGUGGCUCAGCUUUUAGAGAACUGGGGGAUCUAAAGUCCCAUCAGCGUAUUCACACUGGAGUGAAGCCGUACACCUGUGACCAAUGUGGGUCAGCUUUUCGAAGGUUGGAGCAUCUAAAGGUCCACCAACAUAUUCACACUGGAGAGAAGCCGUUUUGGUGUAACCAAUGUGGCUCACGUUUUAGACGGUUGGGGAAUCUAAAAGUCCAUCAGCGUAUUCACACUGGAGAGAAGCCGUACAGCUGUGACCACUGUGGGUCAGCUUUUAGAGAUUUGGGGAGUCUAAAGUACCAUCAACGUUAUCACACUGGAGAGAAGCCGUUUUGGUGUGAACAGUGUGAGAAAACAUUCAUUACAUCAAGUGGACUAAAAGUCCAUCAACGUAUUCACACAAGGGCAAACAUUUAAGUCUGGGCCCAGUGUCAGUGUGUCUACAUCAUGUAAUCUACAAACCCACCACUGCAUGUUUCAGAGCUUUGAACAGAGCAUGUGCCCAGAUCUGAAACUGUAGAAGUCAUAUUUUGACUUUGAGGGUCUUCAUGAUGAUUAUUGGGGCAAAGUGUUUGGAAUCUAUCCCUGACUGCUUUUAAUAGAAAUUUUAAGACUUAUUUUAUAUACACCUUAGACUGUUA
This is a messenger RNA of Monopterus albus (swamp eel), 1256 nucleotides long. Its product is annotated as zinc finger protein 239-like. Gene Ontology annotation, molecular function: DNA-binding transcription factor activity, RNA polymerase II-specific; RNA polymerase II cis-regulatory region sequence-specific DNA binding. The coding region runs from base 181 to 1032 and encodes 283 amino acids. Gene Ontology annotation, biological process: regulation of transcription by RNA polymerase II. The transcript has a single exon. Lineage: Eukaryota; Metazoa; Chordata; Actinopteri; Synbranchiformes; Synbranchidae. The record is from RefSeq and is a predicted model, not a curated record.